Messenger RNA from Loa loa (African eye worm), 2736 nucleotides. RefSeq names its product 3'-5' exonuclease. The transcript is spliced from 16 exons. Lineage: Eukaryota; Metazoa; Nematoda; Chromadorea; Rhabditida; Onchocercidae. Gene Ontology annotation, cellular component: nucleolus; nuclear exosome (RNase complex). Bases 19 to 2553 code for a protein of 844 amino acids. The record is from RefSeq and is a predicted model, not a curated record. Gene Ontology annotation, biological process: histone mRNA catabolic process; nuclear polyadenylation-dependent snoRNA catabolic process; poly(A)-dependent snoRNA 3'-end processing. Gene Ontology annotation, molecular function: nucleotide binding; 3'-5'-RNA exonuclease activity; nucleic acid binding.
AGAUUGUGAUUUCCGGAAAUGAGUGAUGAGCAAUCUACCAGCAAUCCGAAUGACAUAUUGGAUUCAGUAAAAAAUGUGAAAUUAUGUGCAGUUCGGGCUGUUGGAGAGGCAAAUGCUUUACCCAUGCGUACUGAAGGUUAUGAAUUAUAUGCGAGCUUUCCGCUGUAUACCAAUCUUAUGAUGGAACAGCAAAGAAGGAUUACCGUUAUGUUACGUGAACUAUUGCGGAAUGCCGGUUGUCGAAUUCCCAUACCAGCGCGAAUUAAUGAUCUAGAUGAAUUCUUAGAUCGAAUCGUUGAGGCAAACGAUAAUAUCUGCGAACGAGCAGGUAUUUUGCUUGAUUUACUGCAAAAAGCUAGACGUAUGGAGGAAGUAGUUGUACCACAACAAAUUCUCGAUGCAGAAAGUACAGCUGCAUCUGAACAGACAUUGUUCGAGAAGCAGGGACGUUAUACUGCACUUUUGCGACGUUUACCUGGAUAUAAGGACAAACUUUCGUCAUCAGCUGCUGUUCCUUUGCUGACGUCCAAGGAGAAGCCACAGGUCGUUUUUGGGAUUGAGGUUGAUAACAGCUUUGCGGAAUUCAAGCCAAAGCUAAGAGAAAAACAUCACGCUAUGGAAAAUCUCGUAAAGAAUUUGCAAAUCGUUGACAAUGACAAUGACAUUGCUAUUAGCACCAUGUGGCGCAACGACCAAGGAAUAAGUUUACAUCCUUAUUACAAGGAACUUCAUCAUUUUAAGAUUCCUACAAGGCAGUUAACUGUCGGAAUGGUUCAGUCGCUGAAAGCAUUGUCUGAUACUGAAUUGGUAUACGUUGAUACGGUGGAGAAAUUAAGAAAUUUGCGAGAUAUUUUGAACAAGGAACAAGAAUUCAGUGUGGAUCUUGAGCAUAAUGCGCAGCGUUCAUUCCUAGGACUAACUUGUCUCAUGCAAAUUUCAACACGUCAAACAGAUUAUAUCAUCGAUCCUUUCCCGUUAUGGAAUGAUAUGCAUAUCCUAAAUGAACCGUUUACAGAUCCAAACAUAUUAAAGGUUUUUCACGGGGCAGAUUCGGAUAUUGUUUGGUUACAACGGGAUUUUGGCAUUUAUGUUGUUAAUAUGUUUGACACAUAUAAAGCAAUGAGAGUGCUUAAUUAUUCCAAAUUUUCCUACCAGCAUUUGGUUCAAACUUGUUGUAACCAUACUUUGGAUAAGAAGUUCCAGAAAGCUGAUUGGCGUCUAAGACCACUAACCGGUGCUCAUAAAACAUACGCGAGAAGUGAUACUCAUUAUUUGUUACAUUGUUAUGAUCAACUUCGUAUAAAACUCCUCGAUCAGGGAGAUGCUGCUGGCAAUCUGCUUGAAUAUGUUUAUAAUGAAUCUGCUCAAACUUGCCUUACUGUUUAUAAAAAGCCGGUGUUUGAAAGCGACGGAUAUGAAAAAUUGUUAGUGGGUAGGAAACCUUUAAAUUCUCGUCAACAGUUUGCUUUGGCAGCUUUAUGGAAAUGGCGUGAUGAGCGUGCAAGAGCAGAUGAUGAAAGUCCGCAGUAUGUCUUGCCGUGUCAUAUGCUGCUACAAAUUGCUGAGGUACUUCCUCGGGAGAUGCAAGGCAUUCUGGCGUGUUGUAGUCCUGUUCCAGUGCAUGUUAAGCAGGAGUUGCAUGUUUUACAUCAAAUCAUUAAUACAUCACGUGAUCAGCCGCUUUUGAAGCGUCCUAUUUAUGCACCAAAUAUUGGUUCACUAACUUUAGAAGGUGUCACAUCUCAACUGAACAAAAUGAAUGCAGUUAAAGCAAUGUUAAGGUGUCAUUUGGACUUUUCAUCAACCAAAUAUAAUGAAGAAAUUCGUGAUAUUGUUGUACAAGAUGUUGACAGAGCGAUAUGUAAAGAUGGUGCAGCAACAGGUAGUUGUGAUAGUUUGUUUUCCACAGAGCUUUAUACAAUUGGUGAAGAUAAUGAAAAGGAAGAUGAACGUCUAACGAAAGUCAUGGAGAAAUUGGAAGACUGGGCGACACCUUAUGAAUGCUACCGGAUUGCUAUGAUGGAGCAAAGUUCGAAAGCAAAAAUUGAGAGCAAGAAAAAGGAAGAUGCAGCGAGAAGUGAACAAAGUGCCGCAAAGGAGAAGAAAUUAUGGUCACAUCUCGAUUCCGCUGCAAAUAAACCUGGAUUUGUUGAAGAAAAAGUGGCAGCAAAUGAAUUGCAAAUGGAAAGUGAACAGAGGAAAAAUGCCGCGAAUGAGAUGAACAUCUGUGAGGAAAUGACAUUAACAAAAAAAGAAUUAAAGAAAAGGAGAAAACGAGGAGUGGGUCAAAUUAGUAUUGCGACGACGCAGAAGGCGAAUGAAAUACAAAAAAGCGGUGGAGGAGUUGUAGAGAAACGAGGUCGGAAAAAUAAUUGGACAGAUGCAGUGGAAAAUUGCGAUCAACGAGUUGACUACAGUACUUUUAAUCCUGAGAUUUUCAAUAAAAACACUGUGUCGAUAUCCAACACAUACGAUCCAUUCAAACAAUGGAAACGUGGAAAAUCGAAACCUCAUCGUGGCCGCCGAAUGAUGCAGAGCGGGCGCAAACUGUGAUGGAUAGAUAAAGCAAUUUUUUUAACCUGUGAUUACUAAUUGUUAUGGUUCUUUUUAUUAGAAUAUAACUGGAAAUGUUUAAUCGGUGAAAAUUUAUCAACUGUCAUUCAUUCUGAUAAUUUCUGCCUUCAUCAAGAAAUUUAAAAUAAUGUUUCUGCGCUUAUAUUCUAGCAAGAGCGAGAG